Oryzias melastigma (Indian medaka) is the source of this 11821-nucleotide messenger RNA. It is a transcript of the gene apobb.1, whose product is annotated as apolipoprotein Bb, tandem duplicate 1. Gene Ontology annotation, cellular component: very-low-density lipoprotein particle; low-density lipoprotein particle; mature chylomicron. Gene Ontology annotation, biological process: triglyceride mobilization; cholesterol transport; lipoprotein transport. NCBI's taxonomy places the organism in Eukaryota, Metazoa, Chordata, Actinopteri, Beloniformes, Adrianichthyidae. Gene Ontology annotation, molecular function: cholesterol transfer activity; low-density lipoprotein particle receptor binding. The record is from RefSeq and is a predicted model, not a curated record. The transcript has 30 exons. Bases 226 to 11616 code for a protein of 3796 amino acids.
UUGUCAAAUGAUUUUUGUCAUCAUUUUAGGAGGUGGACGGAGGCGAGCAGGCACUGGAUUCCAGGUUGAACUCUUUGAGAGGCACCAGUGAACUUUGAGCCUUCAAAGCCCCGUCUGUGCAUCCCAGUGCCCUGACAGAGUCCAGCUGAGGGUAUAAAACGCUCAAACUCAGACUGACGCGUCAGUCUCGUCUGAGUACUCGCCGUCCGAGGGGGAGAGAGCGCCAUGGGGGACUCAAAGCUCUGCCUUUUGCUGCUCCUCAGCACAAGCGCCUUGACUUUUGCCCAGGAUGAAGCCUUUUCUACCUGUCUGUUGGACCAAAGAUACAAAGCUCUGCACAAGUAUGAAUACCAGUAUGAGGCUGAAUCUUUGAAUUCCAUCAACGGAGCUUCAAAGCUUCAGAACGGACCCAAAGUCUCCUGCAAGGUUGAAAUCGAAGUGCCACAGACUUGCAGCUUCAUCAUCCGCACCAGCGGCUGCAGCCUGAGCGAGGUCGCAGACCUGGACGCAGACGGCAACUCUGUGUUCAGGCCUGCAGUCAACUCUGAUGCCUUCGCUGCUGAAAUGGAACGAUAUCCCCUAAAAGUUGUAGUUGAGGGUGAGUAUGAUGUGAAACUGUACCCUGAAGAUGGAGAGUCAACAACUAUUCUCAACUUCAAGAGGGGUAUCGUCUCUGCCUUGGCGGUGCCUGCACUGCAAGAGGACAAGAACAAGUACAUGCCCACUAUCCACGGCAAGUGCAGGACCUCCUACAAUAUCAACGCCAGAGAGGACAUCAUCACAGACAUCAGUCUGAAGAGGGAUUUGUCCAGAUGUGACAAAUUUGUGCCAAUCAGAGAUCACAACAGCCCUCUGGCACUCAUCACAGGCAUGCACUACCCCUUAUCUCAGCUGGUCAGAAGCUCCCAAACCUGCAACUACAAGUUUGACAAUGAGAAGAAGCACAUGACUUCUGGUUCCUGCACAGAGACUCACAUCCUCAUCCCAUUUUCACACAAAGGCAUACAUGGAGUUACUAAUGUCGGAAAACAAGAACUUACUCUGGUUCAGAUGUCAGCUCACAACGACAGAGUUUUUGACCGCGGUGACAUUGUGAAGGAUCUUCACAUGGAGGCAGUGAAGGACAAAAGUGCCAUCCAGGACAAAGAAGCAGCGCUGACUCUCAUGAGAGAACUGGUCGCCCUGCCCGAUGAUGAAGGCGAGAGGAGGGCCCACCUCUUCCAAAAGAUUGUCUCCGUAGUCCGUGGAAUGAAGACCGAAACCCUGAGCCCUGCUGUUCCUGAGGCUCUGGGCGUGUGCCGCUUCCUGACCUACCAGGUUCUAGCUCAGUGUGGAACCCCUGAAUGCAGCAGUGCCAUCAUGCAGAUCCUCAGGACCUUUGACAGCACCUCCCUGGAGGUUGAUGCAUCUGUUUUUGCUCUGGGAUUCAUGGCUAACCCCUCAGCCCUCCUGAUCAACGACAUGCUGCAGAUGGCAAAGUUUAAGUCCAGCAAGCCCAUCAUGUACGCCUUGAGCAACGUCGUCAAGAGGUUUUACAAAGCAGAGAAAAUAAUUAUUCCUGAGAUUCAUUCUGUCGCUGAGUUCAUGGCUGCUGAGCUGGGCGACUGCACUGGAGACCAGGACCAAGCUUUCCUGACGUUGAGGGUGAUUGGAAAUAUGGCUCCAGCUGUGUUUCCUGCUAGUCCUGCUCUCAGAAAUGCAGUCCUCCAGUGUGUUAACCAACCAGCUGCCAACAAACAAGUACAGCAGGCUGCCAUCCAGGUGUACAGACAAGUUGCCGUUCCUGAAGAGACAAGGACGGUGUUGAUGGAGGUGCUGUUGAACAGUGGCAACCCUGAGCAACAACGCAUUGCUGCAUAUCUGGUGUUGAUGAAAGACCCCCAAACAAGUGAGCUCACCCAACUGGAUGGAGCUUUGACCAGCGAAGAAGACCAGCAGCUCAAGAACUUUGUCAUGUCCCACAUCCAAAACAUUUUGUCAUCAACUGAUCCUGAGACCCAACAAAUCAGAGACAAGAUUUAUGAAGCCAUGAAAAAUACCGCGAUUGAACCAAUUAUUAACCCCACCAAGUUUUCUGGCAACUAUAAGCUCGGUUCUCUGGAGAGCAACAUGAUCUUUGACCGUAGCAGCUACCUGCCCAAGGAGGUCAUGCUUGACAUGACUCUGAAGGCUUUCGGCUUUGAGAUUGACAUGAUGGAGAUUGGAAUGGAGGGCAAAGGAUUUGAGCCAACAGUUGAUGCCCUGUUUGGAGAGAACGGGUUCUUCCCAGACACCACCUUGAAGGCCAUUUACCUUGUCGCUGAAAACAUGCCAGAUGCAGUCAGCGAGAUGUUGAGGAACAUCGUUCCUUCUUCAAUGAACAACAGAAAGAAGAGGGAGACUUCCCAGAAUCUCAUUAGGGGAAUUGGGCAAAACUUUGAAAAACUGGUGAGGGAGCUGAAGGCCGCAGAGUCUCCAGAGGCGAUGGUUUAUCUGAGACUCUUGGGAAAUGAGCUGGGGUAUCUGAAGACCGGAGAUUUCCAGGAGAUGGCCAACUCUGCUGUAAUCAUGUUUGACCGCAUGCUCAAGAUGUUUUCAAAAGAUAUAAUCAAGUCUUUGGUGACGAGCCCUGACGUCGCACUUUUUGCCCACUAUAUCUUCAUGGACAAUGAAUUCUUCUUGCCUACCGUCACUGGUGUGCCGCUGAGGGUUUCUCUGUCUGGCACCUUUGCUCCAGGCUUUAAGAGAAGCCUUCAGAUUGCUCGAGAUUUGAGCACAGUGAGUUUCAUGCCAUUCGCUGGACUAGAGUUCGUCACUCAAGUUGGCUCACACAUCCCUGAAUUUGUUGAUUCUGGGCUGGAGAUGCACACAAACUUUUUCCUUGAGAGAGGGAUCAAAGCCAAAAUCUCAAUGGGAAAUGAACAGAUCAAGCUGACGAUUCCUGCUCCAACGAAUCCCACGAAGCUCCUCAAAAUGACAAACACUCUUGUAGCAGUGGUUGGAUCAGAGGUGAAAACAAUCCCUCCACUGGUGACUGACAAGGUGGAUGUUACCAAAUGCUCGACAGCCUUGGCUGGCAUGAAAAUCUGCACUGCUCUGCAAUAUACAGAUGCAUUUUCUCACAAGACAGCCCCUUACUUCCCCAUCACUGGAGACAGCAAAUUUUCCGUGGAGCUGCACCCCACCGGUGACGUCACCGAGUACACAGCCACCAUCGCAUAUGAGCUGUUAAAGGAGGGAGAAGAAGGCCGACAGAAGGUGGACUCUCUAAAGUUUGUUGUCAGAGUUGAAGGGGCAGAUCCAACUGAAGCCACAGCGGUGAUGAAGUUCAACAGAAAGAAGAACACCCUCACGAUGGACGUCCAAAUCCCCGACUUUGACAUUGAAGAUGGUAUCAGACUUGGAUUUGUUGAUGGAAAAAGAGGCAAAGGAACAAACUCACUUGUCACUUUUGAGUUUUUGCACAAAAACCUUCCAGAGCUCACACUCAUUGGUCGCUCCAGCCUGAAGAACAUGAAAGAAGGAAUGCUGCAAGUCCAACUCUUGGUUCCCUCGAUGAACGUUGAUGCCUCUGUCACGGCUAAAGCUAAACGUGAGGAAGAACUGGAACUGGAACUUGAGAGUGAUGUUAAGAUCAUGGGUGCUACAUCCAACCAGAAAUUUGAUCUAAGAUACGAUGGCAAAGAGAUUGAAGCUGAGGUGAAGUCAGAAGUGAACACCCAAACCAGCUCUCUCCCCAAUGGACAGUUUAUUGAAAAGUACGGUAACGAGAUUCUUGACAUGAAGGUGGGAAAAACUGACAUGAAAGUUCGUCACAUCUUCAGGAAAUUUGUGGAGGCUGCAAAUAAUUACAUGGAAAAAUAUGGCGAAGAAAUGCUUCCCUACAUGCAGAACUUUAGACUGCCCGACAUUCCUGAGGUCUCCCUUCCAGAGACGCUUUUCCUAAACACAGAAGCAAAGGCAAUCUACACCUUCAAUGAGGAGUGGGUAGAAAUUACUGUCCCUGUGCUUUUUGGAGGAAAGUCAAGAGACGAGCUUAACUUCCCUCCAGCGCUGAGCACCCCAAGAGUGUCUCUGCCACAGUUUGGACUGGAAAUUGCUUCCAGGACGAUUUCCAUCCCAGACUUUGUUGUCCCUGAAAACCACAAUUUUUUUAUUCCACUUUUUGGCAAAGCUGAGGUUUCGACUAAGAUGGAGAGCAACCUGUAUGACAUGGAGGCCUCAGUGGCGUUCGGUAAAGAUGUCGUUGAACCACCAAGCUACUCGGCUAAGUUUGAUGUGAAAGGAAACUCUCCAAUUGACAUCCUUACAGUUGCAGUUGAAGGUUCUGGAAUGGUGUCCUCCAGAGAUUCCAUCAAGGCUCAGCUAAAGAGUGCUCUAACCCACAAGUUCAUUCAAGCCAGUUUUAAUUUUGAAGAAGAUAUACUCAUCAAGGAGAAAAUCAGUUGGAAUUCAGUGAGCAAGAUCGAGGCCACAAGUCCUCUGGGUCUUAACGUCGACGUCCAACACACUGGGACGGCUGGAAUCCACACUGAAGAAAUCUCAGGUGAAAGCAAAUUUGAAGGAAUGUUUCAGGCGGGGCCCAUCAAUGGCAAGACUACUUCAGACCAGUCGUUUUCCAUGUACCCAUUCCAACCAAAAGCAACUUUUGAUUCUAGUGUUGAGAUUGACUCCACUGUUUUCAAGGGGAAGAACAAGAUGGCAGUCAAACUGGCUCAAGGCAAUUUUCUUGUUGAGUCUUAUACUAAUGCUUUGGGAGAUGUCUUCAUCCAUGACGCCAAACUUGAAUUUGCAAACUCCAUUCUGUCAGUGAAUUGUGACACUUCUGCCACUGCUCUUGGGAUGAAGAUUCGCAACCAGGCAGAGGCUGCUGUCAGAGAGGGUAAAGUCACCAUCAAAGUUGAGACUAACAGCGAGCACUCUGACAACCAAGUUCACUCUCUGCUGACGGCCUCUUUUAACCAAAACGGUCUAGUCAUAAACUCAGAAGCAAAUGUGAACCUUCUCAGGAAUAAGGCACUCCACAAGGCCACCCUCACAAUGAACAAGGAUGGUUUGAUUACAAGUGGAACAUCAACCCUGGAAAGUCCUCUGUUUUUGGAAAAUACCUUCAAUGGUGAAGUUAAAAGCACAGGAGCCACUCUAUCGGUUUCCAACAAAGCUGCAAUGUAUGAUGUCAAGUUCGACAAUAUCAACAAUCUGGCCAUUACACCCUCUAGCUUUGACUUCAACUCACAGGCCGAAGCAAUUGCAAGUGAAUAUGCCUCUUACAAGCACAAGUACAACUUCAACCUGAAACCCUAUAUCGCCUCUGCAACUAUUAAUAACAACCUGGAGGUCCUUGGUGCCAAUCUCGUCAAUGAAGCAGUGCUGAACGCAGAGCUUUACAAGAUGGACCUCACUGGCAGCUUGAAGACUACGUAUGCAGAAGAAGAAAUCAAGCACACCUACCAGCUCAACUAUGCAGAUUUGAGUGCAAACGCAAAGUGCAGCACUACUGGAAAACUCUUUGGCACUCACAUGAGUCACCAAACUGAACUGGAGAUUGUGGGACUAGCUGCCACGUUCAACAACGAUGCCCGCUUCAACUCCCAUCCGAUGCGCUUUGACCACACCAUUCGUUGCAGCGUUGUUCCCUUUGAUUUCAACCUUGAUUCUAUCUUCAAUGCGGAUGGUGAUGUGGAUUUGUACGGGAAGCACAGUGCCCAGCUUUUUGGCAAAUUCAACCUCAGAACCCAACCCCUGGCGUUUGCCGCCUCCCAUGAAUGCAGAGCAUCAAUGACCCACCAGCUGGGCAAUGGCUUUUCCCUUCACUCCACAUACGACAACAAGAUGGACACGGUUCUGUCGCCCCAGGAGCAGAAGAGCAGUUUUAGAAUUAAGUCUAAAAUGAAUCAGCAUGAAUUUAAUGAGGACAUUGAUAUCUACAACACUGCCGAUAAGAUUGGAGUUGAGGUUUCUGGCACCAUCCUCACAAACAUAAUCAACACGGCCUCUGAUGAAAACCAGGAGUUCACUCUCUCUGGCUUCCUCAAGUAUGACAGGAACUUAAACACUCGUAUAAUUUCCAUCCCUUUGAUUGAAAAUCUGCCAACAAUCUUAGAGAACAUCAAGGGAGUUGUUGUACAUCUGGCUGAAACUCUGCAAAACAUCCUGAACGACAUGGAAGUGAGGGCUAAACUUGAGGCUCUCCCCCAGCAAAUCAGUAACUGCAUUGAGGAAAUGAAUAUUGAAGGCAAGAUGAUUCAACUAAAGGAAUACAUUAAUAAUUUGGCGCAGAACUUUGCCAUCUCCGUGGAGGAUAUGGAGGCCUCUUUCAGAAACGUAAAUAUUAAUGUUAAGAAACUUCUGUCUGAUUUUGCUAUUAGCAUCCAACGUUUUACUAGUAUCAUCGAGGAAAUUCUUUCCAAUUUUGGUUUUCCAGAAUACCUGGUUCAGAAGAUUGAGGAACUGUGGAAGAAGUAUGAAAUCAAAGAAGUUAUCUUGUACAUCAUUGAUGCCGUAAGAGAGAUGAUCCAGGAGAUUGACUUAGAAAAACUGAAGGACAGCAGCGUUGCAUUUCUGCAUGACAUUGAGCACAAGUUUGAAAUCAGGGCCAAAGUACAAGAAAUUUUGAAUAACAUUAGAACAACGUUUGAGAGCUUUGAUAUCGCAACAUUUGCUUCUAACCUACAAAAAUACAUUUCAUCUACAAACUUGAACUACUAUAUUGAAGAUAUCGGCAAAUUAUUGCAGGAAGUUUUUAGCAUUUCACUUGAUAUAAUUAGAAGAAAUGUUGAGCAUUACGACAUUAUCGGAAAGUUCAAUGCAGUCUAUGAUAAAGUGAGGGAACUAAUUGUCAAGUUUGAGGUUGAUAAAUUAUUACAGGCUGUCUUAGAAAAAAGUAUAGACUUCCUUCAACAACUUAAAAUUAAGGAAACUACCCUCGCUGUUAUCAAAAUGGUAGAAGAUGCAGAUAUUCCUUCCAAACUCAUGCAAAAUUUUCAGCAAAGUAUCAAUUACCUGAAAGACAGUGAAGUGAAGACCAUCAUCGAUCAACUGAAUAAUCUCAUUGGAACUGUUGUGGAAAACCUUAAGGCUUUGGAUUACAAUGCACUUGUGAAUCUAACCAAUCAAAAGAUUGCUGCGUACAACGCAUUUGUGAAUGAGAAGAUCAGGACUUUGGAAAUUCCCCAGAAACUUGAAGCAACAAGAGAAUUAAUAAAUGCUGUCCUUUCCUCCAUCAAGAACUUUAUGGAACACCUUCGAGAAAUUAAAGUUGCAGACGUAACAAAAUCUACAAAUGAUCUACUUCAAGCAACAGUGUGGGAGCCUCUGAAGAAGCUUGCCGAGGACUUAAGAGAAGAAAUCAGAACUUUAAAUGUGAAGCCAGAAAUUUCCUUUUUCCUGCAAAGUGUUGGUCGGUUUUACAUGAAAAUUGUGUCCACUUUGAGUGACAAUUUCACUCAUCUUUUCAAGAUAGUAAAGGAGUGGCUACCCGACCAACCAAUCGUCACAGAGAUUCAGCAAAUCAUCGAAGGGCUCCUUUCUGAACUGAAGAAAGCUGAGAUCAAUGUCCCAUCGUUCACCAUUCCUCUUACAGAUAUAGUCGUGCCUUCCACGAAAUUCAGUAUGGACAUUUUGAAAAACUACCAACUACCCUCCCAGAUUGACAUCCCUGAAUUCACGUUUAUGGGCAUGUAUACGUUUAAGGCAACCACAAUUUCUUGUGAUGACAUCAAGAACAAAAUUUUGGCAUUCAUUGACUUCCUACUCAACUUUGACAUCCAAAUGUUGCCAGAGGAUUCUUUCUUUGGAGAUUUGAGGAUAAAUUAUUUUCCAACCUUGCCUGAUUUCACCUUUCCAGAAUUCCCCUUUUCAGAAAUGACAUUCCCCACCAUCCCAGUAAUGCCAGUAGAGAAACUUGUGAAGUCUCUUGAGAUUCCAGAGAUCAAAUUACCUACCGUUCCAAAAGAGAUUAUGCUUCCAUUAUUUGGUAAACUCUAUGCAGAAAUCAAGUUAAACACUCCCGUCUACGUCUUUAAGACCACCGCAGAUUUUCAGAAUGCCACUGAAUCUAAAAUAACACCCCUGUUCACUGGAUCGUUCUCUUCUGAGGGGACGUCUCAGUAUUCGGACAUACUCACCUACAAAUUUGACUCCACUACUCGCAUGUCAAUACCAAAAAUGAAGCGUGUGGUCAUCGCAGAGACUAUAAAGCUCAAGCAUGUUGCCUUUGGAUUUGAUCAUCAGGGUUCUGUGACUUUCUACGGUCUAUCAGUCCAGGCCCAUGCAAAGACCACAAGUGAGGUUUUGCUUUUACCUAUCAGAGGCAAAUUACAGAACACCGCCUUUAUAGCUGUAGAGAGAGGAAUGACAGCCUCUAGUGACACCAAGUACAGUCAUAACGUGCAAAUUCCAUUGGUCGAAAGUGAAUUUUCUGCAACCCAAAAGACAAUCCUUCGCAUGGAUGGCUUCACUAUCUCCUUAACAUGCGAAUCUACUGGCAAGGGGCAGUUAAAUGGCCAGGAUGGCACACACAACAGCAACUUUGAGUUGACACUCAAACCGACCAUUUCUAUCUUCUCCCUCUCCAGUGACACAAACUUUAUUGUAUUUGAGACAAAACAACUUCUAACAAGUGAAUUCCGUCCAUUACAAGACUUUAAGUUCAAUGUUAGCAAUGACAUAAGGGCUAGGGAUAUGGGCCUUGAAUUCAGCACUCUUGAAGCUUCUGGACUUGCAAGUCUUCGUGAAAUGAAGAUUGAGCUGGACGCAAAGCACAACACAAAAUCAUAUGGUAUCGACAGAAUCCUCAUCUCAAAUGAAUUCAUCUACCGAAUCUGCCCAGUUGAGUUUAACUUUAACUUCACAAACAAAGGAAGUGCAAGAGUCAAUAUAGUUCACCCCUAUACGGCUAAGGUUGAUCUACAGAACGACUACUUCAUCCAUUUGAAGCCAGAUGGUCAAAAAUUCAACACAAUUUUCCUGGCUCGCCUCAAUCCAUACAAAAUCUCCUCCAACUUCCGGGUAGAGAAUAACUUAAAGGAGGCCGGUGUCUUUGUGGACGUAAACGGUGAAGCUAACUUGGACUUCCUCACAACACCUAUCAGCAUUCCUGAAAUUGACCUGCCUUUUAUCAACUUCCAUUCUCCAGCCAUCAAUGACGUGAACCUGUAUGAGGAUACUGGACUGAAGAGUAUCCUGACCACAACUGACCAAGCUAUUGAUGCAGAAGCCAAGAUUGUUUACCAGAAAAGCAAUGCUGCCCCACUUGCAGAUAUAAAGGGUUUGAUUUCCAUUCCCUCUUUGGGCAACCUCGUCACCGAGCUGUCUUUCAAGUCUGCCAUCAUCAAUCUGAACAGCAAGGCUGAAAUGGUUAGAGAAGAGGAUCUAGUGUUCCGCCUUAGUGCCACCACUGCUUCUGUGUUUGAGUCUCUGACAGCUAAACUUGAAGGCACCAGCAGUCUAACCACCAAGAGAGGAAUCAAGUGGGCCAACUCCCUGUCUCUUGAAAAUCCUCACCUUAAUGGCAAUCAUGGCAGCACCAUGAGUAUUAGCACUGACACUUUGGAAACAGCUGUCUCUGUGGAUACAUCGGCCAAAAUCGUCCUUCCAGUUCUCAACGUUGAAGCCAGCCAUUCACUGGUCGCCAACAACCAGCCCAAAGCCGAUGCUGUUUCCACUUUUAAUAUAAAAGGUGAUUUUAACAUCCCUCUUUUUGCCGCUACUGGGAAGAUAACAGCAGAUCACAAUCUGAAGAUGGAGACAACUUCUGACUUUGUUUCUGUGGACUCAACUAUUAAAUCAAGUGUGGAUGGAAAAGUUUUGAAAAACUACAUCAUUUUAGGGUUCCUGGACAAUGAGGCGAAUCUCUAUGUGAAUGGAAGACUCAUGCGCAUUAGUUCUAAGCUCAGUACUGAUGCCAAACUUAACCGGGACACAGUCAAAAUCAUUAACAUGGAUGUAAACAACAAUCUGGCUUUAGAAGCCUCCAUGGAUAAAAUUUAUGCACAACUGAAGUACACCGGAAACAAUGAAGCAAAUCUUUUUGGAAUCCAAACCACUGGGAAGCACAGCGUUCAGAACAGCAUUGACUUCACACCAUCCUCUGGACUAAAAGCGGAUUUUGUGAUUGAUAUACGUCAGCCAAGCAAUCUGAGUGAAUUUACUUACCUGGAGAAGUUUUCUGCUGAUAUUACACCGUCCAGCCAAAAGAUCUAUUUCGAAAACAAGCUUGACAGUCUUCUUUACACCGUAAACAAUAACGCUGUUUUGGAGGGCAGUUUUCCCGCCUUCACGGCAACAUUCAAGUCCUCUGCCUCCACUCCCAUUGUUCUCUUGGAAUAUGAUGUAGAUGCUUCUACUUCUGUCAGCUUUGCAAACGACCUUUUGGAAGUGCUUAACAAGUUUGCUUUGACACACUCAAAGCUGACAGUGACUACCAACUAUUUAAUAACCAAAGCUUUGAGAAGACAAACUGAAGAUGACGACAGCUGCUCUCGUCAGAAAUUAAAUGUUGACAUCACCAGUCCUUUGUUCACCGAAGUCAACCUUCGUUAUGCCGCACAGAAAUGUGCCAUCAGUGCAUCUGUAUCUACUACCUCAGGUUCCCAGAUCGGCCUUCAGCUCAAAAACCUAAACCCAUGCCAGAUAAAUGCAAGAGUAUAUGCUGUUUAUCCUUCUGUCACGGAGACUGAUGUUGACAUCUUGGUCAUCAAAUCUUCUGAAGAUGCUGACAAGCCAAACCUUCAGAUUGUCUACAACCAGGAGGCGUCUAAACUGAUCCUCACUGAGCUCAAGAAUAAAGUCCCCUCCAUCAUCUCUGCAUUCAAAACAUUUGCUGAAGAGUAUCACAUUACAAAGACCUUAGAGAUUCUGAAGGACACCAUCAUCCAGUGCGUCAGCGACUCCUAUCAUGCUGCUUCCAAAUAUGAUUUUAAUAAAAGUCAAAUGUCCAAUUACUUUAGGUACACGGUUGUCCAAUACCAGAAAUCAGUCCAAGCCUUUUCAAAUGCAGUUGUCAGGGUCUUGAAGGAGCUCCGCUUCAGACUGCCAGGGACCGAUAAGAUGAUCACUCUGCCUGAGCUGCUGAAGUGGCUGACUGAAACUGUUGCUGACGUGCUGCAAAAAGAUGUCCCCUUAUACUACAACCAAUUUGUUGAUGAGAUAAGCCAAGUCCUAAUGCAAAUACCUGCUGGUGAUGCUGUUAAAAGAGCUCAAAUCAUUGAUCAGGUCAAAACAACUGUGAGGCAGCUCAUUGAAGCAGCGGUGGACUUUGUGAAGAAACUGGAGUCUCUUGACACAAUUCUGAUGAGAAUAGAUGAGACCCUGGAGGCGUUUGUUCAGAAAACUCAAGGCUUUGUUGACUCUAUCAAGUCUGACUAUUUUGAUGAAGUGUUCAGCAAACUCAACAGGCUCAAUCACGAUUUUGUCACAGUCUUAAAGGUGAUAGCUGACCACGACCUUCCUUUCCGUGUGGAAGACCUCAGCAGAGAGCUUGAGGAGGCAAUGGACACGAUCAUCCAAAUGUUGGACCAAUUCAAUAACGCCGUGUACGACUCACUGCAGCAACUGUCACAGGAACUGCAGAACUUUGUGACCGUUAGAGACGGGAAGUUUGACGUUAACCUUCCUUAUUAUCCUUGUGAGGCUUAAGUAAUCCCCUCAGAGAGAGGAGAAUUAAAGAGUAUUUGUUUAAGGUCAGCUAAAGUACAGACACCACAGAAGUAUUUAUAGCAGUAGAUUUCAGUGAAACAUUUGUGUCAUUUGAUUGGGAUGGUUUGUGCUGUAAAGAAAACCUCAUUAGCAUGAAGAUCUCUGUCAAGUCAAGAGGAAAAGAAAAAUAAAAGCUGUGAAAAUA